Effrenium voratum is the source of this 861-nucleotide messenger RNA. The record is from the annotation of a GenBank genome assembly. NCBI's taxonomy places the organism in Eukaryota, Dinophyceae, Suessiales, Symbiodiniaceae.
AUGGCUGCGGACCUGCAGGUGGUGGAUUUCCCCCACGGGGGCCAGCAGGUGCGCGGUCUCAGCAGCAAGGCGGCCAUCAAGAAGGGCCAGGAGAUCCUCUCGGUGCCGCAGCCCGUGAUGCUCACGGACGAGUUCAAGCUCACUGAGCCGAGAUUCAAAGGCACGAAGAGCCCCUUGGGCCUCUACCUGGCGGAGUUGGCCAAGGACCCCGAUGCCGCCGCCGGCAAGGGCAACGAGGUGCUGAGCCAAUGGUUCCGCUCGCUGCCCACCAUGCAGGAGGCCCGGGAGGCUGCCAUCCCCUUGGCUGCCAAGGAGGAGGAGCUGCAGCCUUUGCAGGGCCUGCCGCGGUUGGCGCAGCUGCCCCAGAGCGUGAGCGCCCAGCGGUUGAGCCUUGUGAAGGACCUGGAGCAUUACAACCACGAGGUGGCGAAGAGCGGGGAGCAUGCUGCGCUCACCUUCGAGGAGGCCCUGUGGGGCGCUAUGAUGGUCAGGACGCGGGGCUUCAGCUGCGGGGAGGACGUCAGCGUGGUGGCGCCGGUGGCCGACCUGGUGAACCACAGCCACCAGCCCAAUGCCAGGUGGACCUGCGACUCCGGCAAGAACGCCAAGCUGUCGCUCAUCGCCAAGGAGGACAUCAAGCCAGGCGAAGAGCUGCUGAUCAACUACAAGGCGCAGAGCAACCCGGGCGCUGAGGUCUACUUCAAGAUCUACGGCUUCACCGAUGGCGCCAAGCCCGAGGCCUGGACUUCCUCGGAGUGCGGCAAGCUGCAGGCGGCGCAGCUGGGGGGCGCACCGGUGCUGGACCGAGCCAAGGCUCUGGUGGCCGAGAAGUGCAAACUGCAGACCCUGGAGGCUUCCAUG